Messenger RNA from Wyeomyia smithii (pitcher-plant mosquito), 1481 nucleotides. It is a transcript of the gene Mettl4, whose product is annotated as N(6)-adenine-specific methyltransferase METTL4. The record is from RefSeq and is a predicted model, not a curated record. Bases 380 to 1459 code for a protein of 359 amino acids. Gene Ontology annotation, cellular component: nucleus; RNA N6-methyladenosine methyltransferase complex. Lineage: Eukaryota; Metazoa; Arthropoda; Insecta; Diptera; Culicidae. Gene Ontology annotation, molecular function: methyltransferase activity; nucleic acid binding. The transcript has 4 exons.
GAAAGAACGGGAGAGUUAUAUGGGCAUUCGAGGUGGUCCGAUCCGUCCGAUCACAGAAGGUUGGUGUACUAGUGUGCGUACCAUUUAAAAUCACGUACUUGUAAGCAAGAACCUGACAAGCAAUAAAGAUUUUGUAUCGAGCCUACGCGUGAGUGGAUUGUAAAAUUACGGAAACUUCCAAAACGGUUUAAUAAAAUCUAAACAAAUCAAGAAAAAAUGAUGUGUAAAAAUGAAAAUAUAUCUUCGUUUGAAUGUUGCUUAAAUUGUUGCUGUUUCUAUCUGCUUGGUAUCGAAGGUGGACUGGGCGUAGCCUGACAUCGGGAUCAGUUGGUUAACUUUCAGAGGUUAUUAUUGUUUACAUUUCUGUUGUUGCCUCGACAUGGCCCGCAAGUAUUCUAAGUUGGAUAAUAAUAUAGUAGUUUUGGAUCAUAAACUGUUCGUAGAUAAUGUUUAUUCCUCGAAUAAAUUUUUCGAUCAAAGCAUAGAAAGAGCGGUAAUAAAGCCUGAGUUGUUUUGCAUCGAUGCCCCGUACAGACAAAAACGGUGUAACGAUGAAUUUAUCGGUAAUCAAAAACGGAAGAAACGGAAAGGAACUAACCAGUUUGACGAAACAACGGCGAAGGUGCAAAGAAAUUAUAUCGAAUAUCAACAGUUAGAAGAACGCUCCAAAUCAAACACAAUACCUAACAAUACAAAGGCACUCGAGUUGGUAAAUGACUUCAUAUCUAGUGACAGUUACGAUCCGGAGACUAGAUUUAUUGGAUCCAAUGAUUCUGCAUUCACAGUGAUUUGCAAUUUUUUCAAUCAGUCAUACAUUAUUCCUCCAAACUGUCGAUUUUUCAACUCAAAUGUUAGUAACAUACACAGCUUACUGAAUCCUGACGAAGAAAAGUUCGAUUUUAUUGUAAUGGAUCCCCCUUGGUGGAAUAAAUACAUUCGACGAGCAAAAGCUGCAAACCAAAGAAUUGGAUACCAGAUGAUGGACAACGAGAGCAUUAAAAGUAUGCCACUGGAAAAUUAUAUCCAUGAGGAUACAAUUGUGGCGAUAUGGUGUACAAACUCACCAACCCACGAAGCUGCAAUGAAGGGAAUAUUUCUCGAUAAAUGGAAACUUAAACUAUUGGCCGUCUGGUUUUGGGUGAAAGUUACCAAGUAUGGUGAAACGGUCUGCGAUUUUAAUGAUAGCAGUAAAAAGCAACCUUACGAGAAGAUCUUUAUUGCUACAGCUGCUCACAAUAACAAGUGGACAAUUCCUAACAACCGAUUCAUUUACAGUGUACCGUGUGCAUUGCAUUCUAAUAAACCACCUUUACUAGAUUUAUUCAUUGAUUUGCUUCCCAACAAGCCAAGGUGCUUGGAAUUAUUUGCACGAAAUGUUUAUCCGAACUUCACAUCGAUCGGGAUAGAAGUGCUAAAACUACAAAACACAAGACUGUUCGAAAUAAUAAAAGUUGUAUGAUAAAACGAAUAAAUAGGCUUCU